AUGUCUAAUAACCCUGAACUUAAGGUUAUUGGUUAUUCAAAUGAGUGGAUUAAUUGGAUUGAAGAAUCUAUUGUAAAAAAACAAAUUAAAUAUUAUGAUCAUAAAGACUUUAAUAAUAUUAAAGAAAUUGGACUCGGAAAUUUCGGAAGAGUUUAUCGUUCAAAUUGGAAAAAUUCUCAUAGUUUUUUAGCUUUAAAAUCUUUUAUAAAUUUCGAUAUCAUUGCUAAAGAAAUUGUUAAUGAACUUAAACUUCAGCGUGAAGUUGAUUUUCAUGAAAAUAUUAUUCACUUUUAUGGCAUCACAACAGAAAUCCAAAGUGAUGAUUCAAAGAAAUACUUGCUAGUGAUGGAAUAUGCCGAUAGUGGUACUCUUCGAAAUUAUUUAAGCGAACGAUUUGAAAAUCUCACUUGGAAUAAUAAAUUAAAUCUAGCGUUCCAAUUAGCUGUUGCUAUAUCAUGUUUGCAUGAUAAAGAAAUCAUGCAUCAUGAUUUGCAUUCAAAUAAUAUCUUAGUUCAUAAGAAUACAAUCAAAUUGGCUGACUUUGGGUUGUCAAAAAGGAUUAAAGGAUUACUUAAAUCAAAUUUAUUUGAAAUGGUCGCCUAUGUUGAUCCACAAAUUUUUAAUAGAAAUAGUGAUAGCAACGACUCAAUGAAAGUGUAUUCGUUAAAUAAAAAGAGUGACGUUUACAGUAUUGGCAUACUCUUGUGGGAAAUAUCUAGUGGGAAACCACCUUUUUGUAAAGAAUCAUACGAUAUCGGUUUGGCUAUGGAAAUAUUACAAGGUCUUAGAGAGAAACCUAUUACUAAUACUCCUGAUGAUUAUAUGAAACUAUAUACUGAUUGCUGGAACAAUGACCCAGAUGAUCGUCCAAUUAUCAACCAAGUUAUUGCAACAUUAGACGCAAUUAUUCUAAAGGAAAACAUCCAAGUAUCAAGUAUACAGCAGAAUAUCAUUAAUAAUCCAUUACACCAAAUUAUUCAAAAUUUUAGUGAUGUAAAUAUGAAAGAAAUUGAACCUUCAAUUUCAUCAAAUCUAAUUACAAAUGACUAUGAAAUAUUGAUUAUUGAAAUAAUUAUAUUUCUACAAGAUGUAGAAGUAGUUAGGAAAAAACGUGAAGUUAUUAAUUAUCUUAAUGAAAAUAAUUUAACUUCUCGAGAAAUUUAUGAUUGGUUACUAAAUAAUCAGGAUAAUUCAGAUUCCGUUUUUUUACUUGGAGUAUUUAAUCAUGUUGGAAUUGAAAUUAAUGUUGAUGAACAAAAAGCAUUUGAAUUAUAUCAAAGUGCAGCAAAUACAGGGCAUGUGCCCGGAAUAAUUAAUUUGGGAUUUUGUUAUAAUAAUGGAAUUGGAACUAGUAUUGAUAAUCAAAAAGCAUUUGAACUAUAUCAAAAAGCAGCAAAUUUAGGAAAUUCAUGUGGAAUAAAUUUUUUAGGAUACUGUUAUCAGGAAGGAAUUGGAACUAGUAUUGAUUACAAAAAAGCAUUUGAACUAUUUCAAGAAUCAGCAAAUUUAGGAAGUGUAUUUGGAAUAUGUGGUUUAGGAUGUUGUUAUGAUCAUGGGAUUGGAACAAGUAUUGAUAAAAAAAAAGCAUUGGAGUUAUAUCAAAAAGGAGCAAAUUUAGGAAAUAUAUAUGGUAUAGCUAGUUUAGGAUACUUUUAUGAAAAAGGUAUUGAAACAAAUGUUAAUGUACAAAAGGCAUUUGAACUAUAUGAAAAGGCUGCGAAUUUAGAAGAUAGUUUUUCUCAAUAUUGUCUUGCUUUUAUGUAUGAAUAUGGAAAAGGAGUUGAAAAGAAUAUAAAUCAAGCAAUUUAUUGGUAUAAAAAAUGUGCUGAACAAGGAGAUAUUACAGGUUAUAUUAAUAAUAUUUUAACAAGUAAUAAAGUAACAAUAAAAUAA
Messenger RNA from Rhizophagus irregularis DAOM 181602=DAOM 197198, 1893 nucleotides. RefSeq lists its product as uncharacterized. NCBI's taxonomy places the organism in Eukaryota, Fungi, Glomeromycota, Glomeromycetes, Glomerales, Glomeraceae. The record is from RefSeq and is a predicted model, not a curated record. Gene Ontology annotation, molecular function: ATP binding; protein binding; protein kinase activity. Gene Ontology annotation, biological process: protein phosphorylation.